Molecule: messenger RNA, 2054 nt
Organism: Prunus persica (peach)
Lineage: Eukaryota; Viridiplantae; Streptophyta; Magnoliopsida; Rosales; Rosaceae
Exons: 3
Coding region: 60-1850 (596 amino acids)
Source: RefSeq, a predicted model, not a curated record
GUGCCACCCUUGAAGAUCUGGGCUCCCAAAUCACUGUCAAACUUUUGUGUCACUUAAGAAUGGGGGAAUAUUGCUUGAAUCCAGUCGCCAUGGGCUCCAUAACAAAAGAGAAAUUCAAGUGUUUACAUGUGCGGGGAUUUAUUUGGGUGACCUACAUACCCCGUGUUUUUCUACCAGAAUUUAGUGUUGCUAAUUCUGAUAUUGUAGUGCCCAGAAUUUACAACAAUUGCCCAUCCUUGACAGUGGAAAGGUCUGGUAUCGGUCUCAUAUACCAGCAAGACGAGGAGGAGUUUAAGCAAGCAAUAAUCCAAUCCUGGACCUCCUUCUUUGACAAUGCGGAUCCCAUCCGUCAGUUUGUUGAAGGUCACUCUCCCGAGCAGCCAAAUCAAGAUCAUACGCCCCAACCACACCAUGUUCAGGACUUUAAUCGAGACAUCAUACUCCACGCAAUUUUCCGUCCGAUUACCGAAAUUCUAGAGUGGUAUCCUUUUCACAUCAGUGGUUCUUCAGUGCAAAUCCUGUUGCCGCCAUCUCUAUGUAGUCAGAGAAAUUGGACAGGACUAGCGCUUUAUGCAUAUUUCUCAGAUCUUGAGAAUCCAACUGCCUCCCUAGACAACUUCGAUCCAGAAAAUCCUCACAGCCUGAUUUGUCACUUGGAAACUGACAACACUAGUUUGGAAUAUUCUCUCCACUCCUAUCGAUCAACUGGCCAUGAAUUAAAGUGGUUAGAAGAUGGAGGAUUCAUUUGGCUGACCUAUAUACCACGGAAGUGUUUUCAAGAUCAGUUGAAUGGAUGUAGUCACUUGGAUGCUUCAUUUGCAAGCGAUAGGGCAGGGCUGUAUGCGAAAAGGUGUGGUUUCCGUCCCGUAUACCAGCAUGAUAAGGGGUUUAUGCAGCACUGUAUGAGCAAGCAAGACGAGGAAGACGAGGAAGAAUUUAAGCAAGCAAUAAUCCAAUCCUGUAUCUCCUUCGACAAUGAGGAUCUUUUCCUUCAAUUUGAGGAAGGUCUUUCCCCCGAACACCCACAUGAAUAUUAUAUGCCCCAAGGAACAUAUGUUAAGGACUUUGAUCGUGACUCGAUAUAUAAUGCAACUUUCCCUCCAAGUACUGAAAUUCUAGAGUGGUUCAGUCCUCAUCACAACAGUGGUCCUUCGGUGAAAAUCCAGUUACCGCCAUCUCUCUGUAGUGACAGAAAUUGGAUGGGUCUGGCUCUUUGUGCAUUUUUCUCACACCUUGACAAUCCAACUGUCUCCCUAGACAAAUUGGAUGCAGAAACUGCUCACUACCUCAUUUGUCACUUGGAAACUGAGAACACUAGAUUGGAAUCUCCCCACAUCUACCGAACAACAUGCGAAGAAUUCAAGUGGUUAUGUGAUGGAGGGUUCAUUUGGCUGACCUAUAUACCACGAAAUUGGUUUCUAGAUCGGUUGAAUGGGGGUAGCCACUUGGAGGCUUCAUUUGCAAGCGAUAGGGGAAGGUUGUCGGCACAAAGUUGUGGUUUCCGUCUAGUACAUGAGCAUGAUGAGGAAGAGUUUAAGCAGCACUGUAUCAGAAUGACCUCGUUAUUACUUGUCAAUCAAGAAACAAAUGGUCAGCAAUACCAUGAUGGUGAGAGCGAGGUAGGACCAGCAGAGCAGACAGCUCCAUCCAGGACGCUCACCAUGAAAGAUUGGAAGGAGCCGAGGGUCUUAAUAAGCCUAAAGACAAGGGUAAACAAGUUCAGGAAUAGGCUGCGGAUGUAUUUGAGAUAUGAGCUGAUUCACCAGGGUCUGCAUUAUCUUGAACUGUUUGGAAUAAAAUGUUCGUUAGUAAUUACGUGUCGUUUCUUAAAGGCAUGCAUGCAAUAUUAAUUUAGGUGUUUGGUUUGUGUCCUGUAUUUGAAAUAAUUGAGGAUUGAUUUCAUGUCCUCUUCUGUCGUUUAAUUUCUUAAAGCACUAGGUUUAAUACAAGUCAAGCAAUGUUGUCUUAAGUCACCGUUGUGGAUUAUCUCCUUGAAAUAAUUCAAAGAGCUAUAUAUAUGUGCUCUUACAAGAAGCAUGCUUUUUAUUAAUCAA